AUGGAUACUGAAUUAAAUGAAAGUGUGCAAGUCGAUGACACCAAAAAGGAAAUUAAAAAGAGAAAAAAACGAAAAAACAAAAUUAUAAUAAAUGUUAAAAAAAAAGUUCCUAAAAAAAUUAUAACUAUAAAUGAAAAUGUGAUCAGUGAUGCUACAGAAAUAGAAAAUUCGGUAAAUAAGGAAAUUUUGGACAUUAGUAAAGAUAGUACAAUUGACGUUAGCAGAAAUAGUACACUUAAUGUUAGUAGAAGCAGCACAAUUAACGCUAGUCGAAGCAGUACAAUCAACGCUAGUAGAAGUAGUACAAUUGAUAUUCCUCAAACUAGUAUAUCCAGUAAUAAAACAAAUAAUAAAAUGAACACUAAAAAAGGUAAUCGUACCCCUAAGGAUAAUCAAAUUGCCAAUUUUUUUGGAAAGGAAUACAACACUAAAGAGAUAAUGCGAUGCCAAAUAUCCGACUUCCUUCUAAAACGAUGA
Messenger RNA from Plasmodium vinckei vinckei, 477 nucleotides. RefSeq names its product conserved Plasmodium protein, unknown function. The transcript has 2 exons. Lineage: Eukaryota; Apicomplexa; Aconoidasida; Haemosporida; Plasmodiidae. The coding region runs from base 1 to 477 and encodes 158 amino acids. The record is from RefSeq and is a predicted model, not a curated record.